Molecule: messenger RNA, 847 nt
Organism: Maniola jurtina (meadow brown)
Lineage: Eukaryota; Metazoa; Arthropoda; Insecta; Lepidoptera; Nymphalidae
Gene: RpS3
Product: 40S ribosomal protein S3
Exons: 4
Coding region: 88-816 (242 amino acids)
Biological process (GO): positive regulation of apoptotic signaling pathway; translation
Cellular component (GO): nucleus; cytosolic small ribosomal subunit
Molecular function (GO): structural constituent of ribosome; RNA binding
Source: RefSeq, a predicted model, not a curated record
GACAAAUAUUGAAAAAAAGGUUUAAAUUGACAUUGACGUUUAUCUUUCACAAAAUUGUCUUUUGUGUUUUCCGCUCCUUUUGCAAUCAUGGCGGUGAACAACAUUUCCAAAAAGCGAAAAUUCGUCGGCGACGGAGUUUUCAAGGCGGAAUUAAAUGAGUUCCUUACUCGGGAACUGGCUGAAGAUGGAUACUCGGGUGUGGAGGUGCGCGUUACACCGACCCGUUCAGAAAUCAUCAUCAUGGCAACCAGGACACAGAGCGUGCUUGGAGAGAAGGGACGGAGGAUCCGCGAGUUGACCUCAGUGGUGCAGAAGAGGUUUAACAUUCCUGAGCAGUCUGUGGAGCUAUAUGCCGAGAAGGUGGCAACCAGGGGUCUCUGUGCUAUUGCUCAGGCUGAGUCUCUCAGAUACAAGCUUAUUGGAGGUCUAGCUGUUAGGCGUGCAUGCUAUGGUGUGCUCAGGUUCAUUAUGGAGUCUGGUGCCCGAGGCUGUGAGGUGGUGGUGUCUGGCAAGCUUAGAGGCCAGAGAGCCAAGUCCAUGAAGUUUGUGGACGGCCUCAUGAUCCACUCUGGAGACCCGUGCAAUGACUAUGUGAACACUGCCACACGACAUGUGCUGCUCAGACAGGGAGUGCUUGGAAUCAAGGUAAAGAUCAUGUUGCCGUGGGACCAGCAAGGCAAGAACGGCCCCAAGAAGCCGCAGCCCGACCACAUCCUGGUGACGGAACCCAAGGACGAGCCCGCGCCCUCCGAGCCCACGUCCGACGUGCGCUCCGCCGCGCCCGCGCCUGUGCCGCCCGUGCCGGCCGUCGCUUAGCUCAUAAGCCAAUAAAUAUACUAAAACCCUA